This is a messenger RNA of Chironomus riparius, 10229 nucleotides long. Lineage: Eukaryota; Metazoa; Arthropoda; Insecta; Diptera; Chironomidae. The record is from the annotation of a GenBank genome assembly.
CUGGAACGGAUGAAAGAAAAAAUGUGAAAAAAGAUUUAUUAAAUUUUUUCAAAUUUUUAAAGCCUUGUGGAAGAACUAUUUGUGGCUAUAAAUAGAAGCAUUUGAAACUAUUGAAAUGUAUUGAGUGCGAAAUGAGUGAUUAAGUGUCUGUGAAGCAAUUUUUGCUUUAUGGAAAAAAAAAUAAUUUGAGCUGUUAACGGCUGAUAAAGUUAAAUGAUAAGUGGAAGUGGAUUGAAUGAAAUAAAAAUAAAUGUCAUUUAGAGUACAACUCAUCAAUAUGGGUACGAGAGCUGCUGCCUUCCAGGCAAAGCUUCGUUGCCUUCAUGAUUAUCAUCAACGUCUCCUACACAAUACUGUUCCACUUCCUUCUGGCUCUGAUAUAGCCAAUACUCUGAAAUAUUUCUCUCAAACUUUACUAACUGUUCUUAAGGAUGUUCGUAAUUCACCGCUAGUUAUGAUUAAAGAUCCUGAAUUGGAUCAAACCCGAAUGUCGUCUUACCCUAAUUUAGAAUAUUCUAAUCUCUAUAAUGCUAUCUGUAUGUUGAUUGAUGUUACACCAAAUAUACAAUAUGGAAUAUCACUAUUUGGCAAAGCAAUUCUCCAAGUUAUGGGAUGUAUCUUGCCAUUCUUAGAUCGAGAUGUAAUAGACAACUUGCCAUAUUUAUGUGCAUCAUUAUUCUCAGUAUUACCACAUCUUUUAUAUCAAGACAUUAUCAACUAUCUAUGCUACUAUAUUCUACCAUUCACAAUAACACGUCAAGGAGAUCAAGAGUCAUUAAUAUGCCAAUCUUCUGCAUCUGUAUCAUCAGUCAUAAUGUUUGUUUUCCAUUAUUCUAAUAAUCCAGCACAUCAUUGUCAACUACUUGAAUGUUUGAUGUCAUUAAAACACAAUGUAGUUAAAGAUAUAUUAUGUGUUAUUGCUUAUGGAACAUCUACCGCUAGAUCUGUAGCAGCUAAAUUGUUAUUCUAUUAUUGGCCAGCUUUUGAUGCCAACUUAUUUGACAGGAAAGUGCUUCUUGUGAAAUACAAUAAUGAUUUAAUACCAUUUGUAUGUCAACGUGACAAUUGCACUUCGACUGGAAAUGCAGAAGCUUCUAAAGUCUGCUAUGAUCAUAAUGUCUCAAUUCUUCAUUCGAAUGAAAAUCCUCCACCACUCUAUUGCUGUAUUGAAUGUGCCAAUUCAAUUCAUCGUGAACAUCCAAAUAUAGCAUUUAAAGACAUUGUACAUCCGAUGGCACAAGUUUCAAUGAUUUGUGAAAACAAAAACUGUCGUUCAUCGGAUAAGUCAGCAUUUUCAAUUUGCUUCUCAACCGAGUGCAUUAGUUAUAAUGGAAAUCAUCCAAUAAGGUAUUGCAACCAAUGCCAUACAAACAGGCAUAAUGCAAAACGUGGAGUCGAUCACAUUUAUCAUCGUUCUCUACUUCCAACAUGGCAAAUGGAUUUGGAAUGUUCAGGAUAUAUGAUUGAGGCAAUUGUUAGUUUAUUGCGAGAGGCAAAACCAUUAAAUUUAGAUUUAUCAAAGGAUUCAAUUUUAACGGUUGAAGGAAGAGCACAUGACAAUAUUUCCAAUGAAGACAGACAGCAAUUAGGCAAAUAUGGAAUAUGGCUUUUAGUUGGUAGAUGUUCACCAACUGUUGACACUCCCAUUGAAAUUUUGGGUAGAUUAUUGAAUAUGCUGUUUCAUUGGUUCCAUAUAACAGCAUAUACAAAUGAAGUCGGUGUUGAAAGUACAUUAGAAAAAUUAAAGAUCGAUCAUGUCUGUGACUUUCUAAAGGAAAUCUUGAAAACUCACGAUAAAGUAUUUAUAAAUUGUUUACUUCCACAUCCUCCUGAAUAUGCACGAGUCGGUGGUCAUUGGGAUACUUUGGCUUCAAGAACUCAACAUUUGAAAGAAGGUCUCCAAAGACUUAUAUGCCUAGUUCCAUAUGAAAUUAUAACACAAGAAAUUUGGGAGACAGUUAUGCCUCAUUGGAUGGAAAGUGUGACAAAUGACGUGCCAGAAAAAGAAUUAUCCGAACUGAAAAUAGUUUUAAGGAAAAUACUUGAUCCACUUGGAUUUGAUGCCAACAAAAUGUAUAAUUUUAUUACAAUAAGAUUUGAGAAAACAACAGCAAAGGUUCAAAUGCAAGCUUUACAUUGGCUUCAAGUCCUCACGAGACUUGAAAUUUUAAUUCCACUUAAUCAAUUAUUCACAAUGUUUGGGGACGGAGUAAGGAUUAUGAAACAUGGUGUUCAGCAUGAAGCAAUGAAGGACAAGAAUUACAAAUUGGAUAAUAAACAGAAUGUUAAGGAUAAGGAUCAUUUGCCACAAGGAGUUGCACCACGAAGGAGCUCAAUAUCACCUGUUGUUGAAGACGAUUCAAUUUCCGAUUCAGCAAUAUCCGAUGAUGAAGCACCAACAAAUCGCCCACAAGAAUUUUCAACUGAUUCUGAAAAUAAUCUUACUUGUUGCAUUCUUAUGCUUGACAUUUUAUUGAAACAAAUGGAACUCCAAGAUAUUGAACAGCAUCAAGGGAUUAAUACGCACGUGUGUGAUAAUGUUUGUCGAUUAUUAAAAUGUAUGAUUACUGCAACAGCUGGAGUGAAAACAAUGGGACCAGGAAGUCACGUUUGUAGUGAAAAAACCGAUUGUUUAAUAUGUGAGGCUUUUAUCAUGUGGCAUCAGCUUGCUACUAAAGUUGUUCAAUUUUUGGCUCCAAAGGAUCCAAUUAGACAGCCAGAUCCACCUCCAGUCAUUGAAACGUUUGAUGAUGAAAAGCUCUUGGAUACUGAUAAAGACCACAAUAAACGAGAUCGAGAUGUGUCAUUUAGCAUGGCUGCACUUCCAAUUCCACUCGGACCUCUCGGUGGUAUAACAUCACUUGCAGGACCAGUUGCUGUACAGGUUCCAGAACAACAGCCGUUUUCAAUUGGGAACGUUUUGAUGCAAAUGCCACAUGUCUGUUCUAUGAAUGAUAAUAACGAUAAGGACAUUGCGAAAAUAGUUCAAGCGACAGAUGAGAUUAUGACAGCAACAGUUGAGACUGUAUCUGACCCACUCGAUUUGGAUCUUGCAACGAUGCUUCCAAGUGAGAAAAUUGUCACUGCUGUCGCUCGAUCAGUUACUUUAUCUGAUGCAGAUGUAGCUCAAGCUACAGUACAAAUAGCUAAACCAUCAAUUGUAGGAAUUGAACAAGAUUCAGCUGAAAAUGUUAAUCUCAGUUCAGACGAUAGCUCGGAUGGUGAUUUUUGGCACACAAGUGUCGGAAAAUUUAAAUUCUGCAUUGAGCAAUUGCCACAAACAUUGCAAUUUAUUCAUCAAUUAUUGACUGAAUUACCGAGCAUCGAUAAACCGGAAAUACUUUAUGAAUUGAUGAGAUGUUUAAAUACAUUGGUACUUCACGGAGAUGCAUUCACAAAAGCAGCUAGAGAUCAUCGAGGAUUCUUUAUUUGGUGUCAGGAGAACUUGCUGAUCAAAAAUUUAUGGGAACUCUGCAAUGCUGAAAACUCCAACAUUUCACAAGUCAGUGUUCCAAUACUGCUGCAUUGCAUUACUUUGCCAGUUGGAAGUGAUGCAUUUUGGAAAAUCCUACAAGAAUUUUUCCAACAUACUGAUUGGCGUGUUCGUUUCCAAGCUGUAGAACGUGUAACAGUCAUUGCAAGAUUUAUGGAUUCGACACCGCUAAGAAGUGAAAUAAAUUUACAAACAGCUCUAGCAACUGCAUUUUGCCACUUGAUUGCAAGCAUGGAUGAUAUCAAUGUUUAUGUUGCACAACGUGCUACUUUGUAUCUUGGAACUAUUCAUGACACUGCUAUAAGGUCACUUCUAUUCUGUCUGGAGUCUCAAUUUGACACAUUUAUUAUUGAUCGUCCUGUUGUAUUGCAAUCAGUAUAUCAGUUGUUGAAUUCCUUGUCUGAUCGAAAGAUACUUACAUGGGACUUUUUCCUGUCACGUUUCGAUACGCUUUUCAUCGAGGCACAAGUCAAUCUCGAGAAAAAUGGCGACUUAUCAUACCUUCGUGACUUGAGAAAUUCCGAAAACGGAAGUGAAAUAUUAACAAAUAAGAUUACAAAAGCACGUGAGGCAUUAAGUCAAUCAUCAGACUCGACAGAGUCACGAAAAAUGUCAAAAACAUUGAGUGCAUCGUUUGGUAAAUGGCAAUAUAAGAGAACAAUGUCUGCGCCGGCAAACUUUGCGCCACGACAAGAAUCAAAAAUUGAAAAAGAGAAAAUUUACAAUCGCCAAAUAUCGGCGCCUUUAUUAAAACGAAAGACAUCUCGUUUUGGACUGGGUCAGUUUUUACAUGGAAAUACUAAUCAUGCUCAUAAUCAUCUUAACUUAGCUACAUCUCCGCAUCAUACUCAUUCUCAUCAACCUUCCAUAUCCCCCGCUCACAGCGGCAAUAAUCUUAAUCAUUUACAUCCAACAAAAUACAAUCAUCAACACUUAUCUCCUUAUCCACCAUCCUCACCCGCUUUUACUCCACAUUCACCAACCUCUGUUCAUUUUCAUUUCCAUCAACCGUCUUAUUCAACUCAACAUGGUGGUUCUUCAGAUGGUCACAUAAGUGGCUAUGAUGAAGUCAAUUUCUCUGGCAGUCUGUUUCGAGUCAUAGAUUUAGAGGAAUCAACGGAUAAAGAAACAAUACAUCUACUUACACAUCUCUUAAUGCAAUUCAUGUCACGUCCAGACUUGGCAUUUCCAACAGAAGAGAAGCCAACAUGCAGAUUAAUGUCUAUUGUGUUGAAGCAUGUUUACUUAUUGAUGGGAUUUAAUCAAAAUGAGAAAAUGUUUCAAUUCAGCUCGUCGAGAAUCCGAUGCUCAUCAGUAUUCAAUAGCUUCAUGGCUAAUCUACCACAAUUUUUGGAUCAAAAUGUCGAAAUGGGAUCGUCAGAUUCAUUAUUCAAUUUCAUUAUACAUCUUAUGAUUUAUUCGCCAUAUCCGAAUAAUUCUAUACCAGCAACGUUUGACGUCAUGCAAAAUACAUCAUAUUCUUUAUGGUUUCUUGAGCCACAAGUCCGUAAGAAUUGGUUAAUGGCUGUACUCGUUAUUCUCUAUAAAUAUAAUUUGAAUAAUAUACCCGAGCCAUUAUUAAGCAGUGUCAUUCGGAUCAUUAUGACGUCACUUGAAUCACAAUCACAGUUCCAUCAAUGCAAGCGAAUUCCCACAACUAUUCUUGUUCAAGAUAGUUUAAGACGUCCGGAAAUAAAGGAGCCUACACUUGAGGCAGACGAUAGAGAACCAUCUGCUCAUUCACAAAUUAAACCAACAUCUAUGGCACAAAUAAGAAAGCCACAAGACUCGAGCAUUGAAUGUGAUGAGACGGAAUCAGAGCUUGUUGCCAUUCCAGAAUCUGAUUUAUCAGAUAGCACAAUUCAUGGUGAAAGUAUUGACGAUGGAAUGUCUGAUGAUCAUCAUGUAACUGCUGUUAAAGUUGAAAAUAAAAAGAAGGUCGUUGAGCCAGUUGAAGAUAAAAAGAAAGCAUCAAAAUCUAUGGUCAAGUCAACAUCAAAUGAAUUGGCAGCAAAAAGUGUGUCUGAAGGAAUGAGAAUGAUGUUCUCAUCUGCUAUUUUAAGUCCUCCAGUCAAUGUGCAAAAAGCGAUUGUUGUUACUCAACCACCAUCCUCUAAAGUUGUCCAAACAACAUGUAAGGAUACAUCUACAGCACAUCAUAUAAUCGCAUCAGCUACCACAUCUCAAUUGCGAACCGUAUCAGCUGUUGUUGGAGAAAAGCAGCAACGUGCAACUAUUGUUCAACCAACGACUACAAGCAAUGGAUAUGGAACUAGCUCAGUAAGAAGAAGUAAUUCUCCGAUUCGAGCAUUAGGAAGGCAACAACGGAUUAUUGACACAAAUGGAAUUUCACAUCAGUCUUCAAUAUCCACAGAUGAACAAAAGAAAUUUGUAGCUUCACACAUUAAAACUAAUGAAAGACGAAACCUAUUCGGUUCUCCUGAAAGUCCAUUAUCAAGAAUGGACGUUUUACCACUCAGUCCUCCAGAAACUGAUGCAGAUAUUUCUACAGAUGGAACUGAAACGCCAGUGUUAACUCCAACAAACAUGAAAUUGGAAUUUCCAACACCAGAGAGAUUGCUGCCAAUUGGAAACAUGGGUAAAGAGAAUGUCACUAAUCUUUGCGAGAGAGUUCGUGAAGGUCUUGCUAUCCCUGACAUCAGUCAUUUAAGAUCUCAAGAUCAUCUUGAUAAAUCAACUACUGACAGUCCACCAAAUUCAUCACGUGCUACUUCACCACGCAGGCUUAUUAAGCAAGUUGCUCUCGUAGAAUCUCCACCUCAUGUUCACAUGCAUGAUCCCGCACAUCCAAUUUCCUAUAAAAAGACACCAGGAAGAAAUCAAGAUGAACAUCAACGUCGAGUCACAACUAAAAGAGCUGGUUUAGGAAAAUGUGGAGAUAGUCGAUUGAGAUAUGCAGGCUCUUGGGCUCCACAAUUUUUGAAUGAAGGCAGUGACGAUGAAGAUGAAGGAUCAACAAAAACAAGUUAUCUUAAUACAGAGACAAAGCAAAGUGUAUUCCGUAUUGGAGAUGAAUGUACUGCUGAUAGAUGUAGUGAAUGUGGAGCAUUAAAGGAAGAAUAUACAGAUGAGGAACUUGGCCUAUUUAUAGUACUAUUGGGAACCUUUAUUCAUCGUGAGCCUGCUUUAGCAUGUCCAUUUUUGCCGGAUAUAUUAGUCUUUGUCUCAAAAAUGGCACAUUCUCAUACAUUUUCAUGGCAAUAUGAGUCAUCCACACACUUGCCUGGAGCUUCUCAAGCUGUCGCUCAUCAAUUUAUUCGAUGUGUUCUUCAUCAGCUGGCACCAAACGGAAUUUUCUAUCAAGUGUUCUUGACUCAAAAUCCAGAAAAUGUUCGUCAAAGAUUCUUCAAAUGUGUAGCAUUAGCUCUUCUUGACUUUGCUGAAUUACAUCCUGCAAGUCCAGUUAAUUUAUUGAUGGAAUCAUUGAAUAAUAAGAAGACAUUACCAUUGGAUUUGCCAAUAAUCAUGAGAAACCUGAAUGAAUAUUUGCUGUGCUUACAAAUCGAGAGCUUAAAUGCACCAGUAAUUUGGACAACAGCUAUUCAAGGUAUUGAUUCUCUUUUUAGACGAAUCGUAUUCAUGCUUCCUAGCAUGGAUGAAAUUGAAAGCCUGUUAAGUAUUAUGGUAUCAGUAUUUAAAAUGCCUGGACUCCCAAAAAGCAUUCUUGAGCCAUUCUCAAAAAUAUUCAGUUAUGCUGUUCAAAAUCUUCAUCUUAAUCACAAGACAGUCCAUGAACUUUGUUGUCUCAACAGUCGAGCAUAUACAAAAGAAAGAGAUAAGUAUCAAAUUGCUAGACAAAUUGCCUUUGAGCUUGCUCAAUGCUUAAAAUUUAAAACAAUGAUACCCGAUCACAACUUGUUACUUCUGAUUGGAAUGAUUAUUCAAGAUUUGGGUGGAAAUUUACCUAAAGAGGUAUACGCUGGCUUACCAGAAAGUCCACCAAUGUUUUCGAACAAUACUGCUGACUGUAUGCGUCAAUAUCUCAAUGACAUCCUUGAAUUUUUGGCAGAUUUUCACACAUUGAGUAAAAUAAAGAAUUUUAAGAAUGGAUCCACUAUGUCGUCAGGUGCAAUGGGCUUGACAGAAGAUACUUUAGGUGGAGCUUUAAAAGGUGCCAUUUCUCAGUAUCUCGCAUUGGAAAUGUCAAGAGGAAAUUCCAAGGAGAAUAGAGCAGUUGCUAGAUAUCUUCCAUGGCUUUAUAAUGCACCAACAACUUUACAGCAAGGACCUAAAGAAUUUACAGAAUGUGUUAGUCACAUGAGAUUACUGUCAUGGCUUUUAAUGGGAAGUCUUACUCAUACAGCACAAACAUCUAAUCUACGCGAUCAUCAACACAAUCAUCAAACUCAUUUCCAUAUGACACAACAAAAUAGCUUUUCACAGCCAGUUCCGCAAGAUGCAUCAUGUCACAUUGCUGACUAUAUACAGACAAUUUUUGCAGGAUUUUUGGAACAAUCAAAGACAUCAGUUCUUCACAUGUCAUCACUUUUUCAUGCAUUCACAUUGUGUCAAUUGUGGACUGUCUAUUUAGAGCAGAUAUCACAUCAUACAAAUGACACAAUUGCCACAUCAAUUUUGUUUGAAUUUUGGGUAAAAGUAACUCCAACAAUCUUCUACUUAAUUUCUCACUCAAAACUCAAUGAAAUGGUAAAUUUGCACUUUUUGAGUCUUUUGGAAGCACUGAAAGAAACUCGAUCAACAAUCUUAUCGAAAUUACUUCCACUCUGGAGUCCAUUACUCUCCUGUAAUAAUUUGUCAGGAACGCUUCAAGUUAGACUUCAAAAUUGUCGAGAUAUUGCACCAAAUCCAGAUGAAGUGGAUAUAAAAGCAAAUGACGCAUUAUUAAAGUGGCUUCAGAGAUUACAAUUUAAAAUGGCACAGAUUGAGUUACAGUCGAGUCAAGCAACGACACAAUUUUAUUCAUUAUAAAUUAUUUUGUAGAACAAAAAAUAUAUAUUUAACUGGUUGAUGUUAAUAAAAUAGAUAAUUGUUUAAAAUACAAUCACUUGUCUUCUUCAUCUGAUAAUGUAUCGUCGCUUAAAUCAUCAUCAGCAUCUUUUAAAAUAAUAUCAUCAUAUUCCUCUGGUGGCAAUCGAUACUUUGUCAUAGCUGGCAUCAUUUCUGGUGGUUCUGUCAGCUUUAAUCCAGAAGCUUCCAGUUCCUUUUUCUUUGCAUCAAGCCUCUCUGUAGCUUGCUUUUCUAAUGAUUCCUGUCUGUUCUUUCGAGACUCAUGUUCCAUGACUAUUGAUUCUAUGAGCGGAAUUUGUUCACAACCUUUGUUAUCAAUUUUAUUGACUGUCUUUAACUUUGAAUUCAUUUCUUUAUUUUUUAUAGGACAUGUCUGUUCUGUACUUUUAUGAGGUAAAAAUCUAAAUGGUACUUCUGACCUAUCAUAUGUACAAAUUUUCUCCAUUACUGGAUCUAGAUGAAAUUCAGGAUUUCGUAUUUCCUUUAUAUCCUCUUCUGUUAUUAAUGGCUUAUCAUUUUCACUUUGUUUAUGCUUUAUAAUUUUCUUAUUGGAAUACACUGAAUUUGAAGAAACAAGAAUUUCUAAUGGAUCUUGUACUUCAUCGUCAUCACUGUCAAUUUGUGGCUUCUUUUGUUGUUCUGUCGUUCCUUCCCAUUCAAGAUUAUUGAGAUUAUUUGUUCCUAAACUCAUAGAUGAUAGCAAAUUGGCUGCAUUGUGUACCUCAUUUUUAAAUUCUAAAGCUUGGACGACGCGAUCAUACAAGUCCUGGAUCUUUUUGCCUUUAUCUGGAAGUUUGUUCAUCCAUGAUCUGAAAAAUUCAUCACAUUACGAAAUUCAACGUCAUUAAUAUUGAUUAAAUGCUUUACUUAUUCUGGAGCAUCAACAGUUGCCUGCUUUUAGUGUCCAGCAAUUCUCUUCUCGUUAAUUUCGUUAAAUCGUCAUGCAAUGCAUGUUCAUUUUUGAUUUUUGUCUCUCCUGGAACUCGAUGAAUAGGCGGUUGAUGAAAAUUGUGUGGAUUUUCCAUCAUUAUUUACGUUUUUACUUUUAUAUUUUUAAAUCACUGGCUAAUUAUAGCUUAAUUAAAUAUUUUUGGAUAUAACUAUCUUUAUUCAAAUAAUUGUGAAAACAAUGUUAAGUUGGCUUAAAAUUGUGAAUGUGGCUUAAUUUGAAAAUAUGUAUUAACCGUUUUUAAGGGAUUUAUUCUUGUCAUGCUCAAAUUAAAUUACUUAUGAAACACUGUUUGUUGAUUCAAAUUACAUUUUUAUUACAUACCAAACAGCACAAAUCCGAUAAGUAUAUGAAUCAUGAAAUUCAACAAUUUAUCAAUCAUCAGAUCUUAGUUUAAAGCGUAGAUUGAUCCCAUUGUCAGGUCGUAAAACAAUUUCUUGGGCAUAGCUUGGAUUUUCGUCUUCUUUAUCAACCAAAAUUUGGAAAUCUUUAAUGAUUUUUGAAAUGAUGCUUUUUAUUUCCAGCAUUCCAAAUUUUUGUCCUAUGCAGUUUCUCGGACCAGCUAGAGUACACAAAUUAUUAAUAAUUACCACAAAUAUCAAGCAGAUAUAAAAUUACCAGAAAAAGGAACAUAAGAGAAUAAUUUGAUGUUCCUUUCAUCUUCGAAUCUUGAUGGAUCGAAUUUGAGAGGAUUUGGAAAUAAACUUGGAUCUCUUCCCAUGACGUAAAUUUGUAUUUUAGUGCUGACAUUAGCUGGAAAAGUAUAUCCACCCAACACAACAUCUUCACGGAAAUUUC